Molecule: messenger RNA, 2427 nt
Organism: Poecilia reticulata (guppy)
Lineage: Eukaryota; Metazoa; Chordata; Actinopteri; Cyprinodontiformes; Poeciliidae
Source: RefSeq, a predicted model, not a curated record
AAAAGAAAAUCUUCAAAAGGUGACAGAUGCUACUUAUCUUUUCUCUACUCUUAAUUGGCUUCGUUGGAUGUUUACCUCGGCUGUCAUUUAUUCCCCAGGAUAGUUUUCGUGCACCACUAAUUUUGCAUUCAUUUUCUGAGUUUCUGAACUUAUAUUGUGUUAAACUCCCAACGAGAGCCACCGUCUUAACGUUUCAACUGCUCUCCUUUCGUCUGCAGCAACUGGUUUCGGCAGUUCGUGCUGGAGUGAAUCCAUCGUCAAAUUUGUCCAAUCAGACGAGCCUGUGGGACCUCAGUUCCUCCUUCUUCUUUGCCGGGACUGUUAUCACCACAAUCGGAUUUGGGAACAUCUCUCCCCACACAGAAGGAGGACGGAUCUUCUGCAUCCUCUACGCUCUGCUGGGCAUUCCCCUGUUUGGGUUCUUGUUGGCCGGUGUCGGCGACCAGUUGGGAACUAUUUUUGGCAAGGGCAUCGCCAAAGUCGAGAAGAUGAUUGUGAAGUGGAAAGUCAGCCAGACAAAGAUCCGCGUCAUCUCCACCCUGCUCUUCAUCUUGUUCGGGUGCCUCAUCUUCGUGGCCCUGCCAGCUGUCAUUUUCAAACAUAUCGAAGGCUGGAGCACGCUCGAGUCCAUCUACUUUGUCGUCAUCACCCUCACCACCAUUGGCUUCGGAGACUUCGUGGCCGGAGAAAAAGGUCAUCUGACCGAGGGUGGUUCAGAGAAUCUCGAGUACCUCGACUACUACAAGCCGGUGGUGUGGUUCUGGAUCCUGGUGGGCUUGGCGUACUUUGCAGCAGUGCUCAGCAUGAUUGGAGACUGGUUCAGAGUCAUCUCUAAGAAAACUAAAGAGGAGGUCGGGGAGUUUCGUGCCCAUGCUGCUGAGUGGACGGCAAAUGUAUCAGCAGAGUUCAAAGAGACCCGCAGGCGGCUCAGCGUCGACAUCUACGACAGGUUCCAGCGGGCCGCGUCCAUCAAGCGCAAGCUGUCGUCCGAGCUGGGAAUUAAUGCCACCAUGAACCAGGAGAUGACCCCUGGGAAGAGGACGCUGUCAGCCAACCUGGGCGAGGACAAAGAGACGUACCCCUCCUUGACGCUUUCUCUAAGUCCCGUCCCGGGGGCUCUCACCAGGAACGGCAGCUUGUAUCUGAACGGCCUCAGUCCAGAUUACGCUGAUAGACAGGAAAUCGCCAUAAUCGAAAACCUCAAAUGAGUGUCAGUGCAAUGAAGGAGGAUUCAUUGCAUCGAGCAUCGCAGCUGUGAGACUGAAAACAAACCCAAGGCUUCGGUGAUCAUUGACUGACGCCAGACAUUGAUGAGGUACCUGAAUGAAGCGGAUUGUUUUCCCGUGAUUUAAACACCCAAGCACAGAUAAAUCAUCAAGCUGUUCGCUCUUAUCCAUGUUUAUCUCUUGCACAGAAAAAAAAAGAAAAACAGAUUGCAUUGAAUCUGUAGAAGAAGUCAGACUUUACCGAAGACGUGUUUGUACCUGAGCCAAAUGGAACGAGAUUGAAUUUAAAGAGCAAGUUCAAACACUGCUGAAGCUGGAAGGAGAUAAAAGUCCACCCUGAGGCUGCAGGCAGCACACUAGUCUUCUUUUUCACAGUAUUCCCUGGGAAACACAAAACGUAAGAAGCAAUAGAGGGAUUUGCAUUCACCUGGUGACUGCCACCCUAAAACGGUGAUCGGAUCAAUGAUCCCCAAUAGUUUAAAAACACCAAAUGAUCGGCCAUGGUUCUAUCCUGUGGUUCUUUACGGGCAGAAAUCCUGGAAGGAAUGUUCCUUUUCUCAUCGCUCCUCUUCUGUUUACUUUAUCUGCCUUGCAUUUGCCACUUAAUCAACCCUUUACUAAAGAGACGAAUGUUGACAUGUUUGCUUUCUCCAUGAACUGUUCAUCCUGGGGGAUAUUUCACUGGUGCCUUAUUGAAAACACUGGACAUAUGAGGGCAACAAAAGACUCAUGUCCGUCUUCUCAUGUGUUAAUUUUGAUCACAGUAGUAAUAAGGACAUUUUUGAAAUGCAUCGUGGACAGUUAAAUAAUUUUUUUUAAAUACUUCUAUGGAACGUUUAUAAAUGAAAGCAGAGAACAUAAUGUUUUAAAGGCGAAUGUGUUCUUGACACACUAAAUAGCUGCAUACUGUAAAGUGUUUCAGCCAUCAAUAUCCAACCUCCCCCGAGUCAAAGUACCAUCUGUUUAGGUCUUGGGUCUGAAUAGAGCAUCAGCACGGCUGUAUGAUUUAUUUGUAUUAAUCUUCUCUGAGAUUUUCCGAAUGAGUAAUCACACUUCAGCCAUAAAAAUUUAAUUUUGUUUUCCACAGAAAUGAAUGCAUACGUAGUGCCUUGCAAAAGAAUAUUUACACCUUGAACUUUGUCAUAUUAGAACAUACUUUUGAAACAAAAAAUGCUUUACAAAUAAAAAGACACAAAGCUGU